CUUUAGUGGGCUAUGAAACUUUUUUGCACAUUGGUAUUCUGGUACAAUUUGUCGUAAAGGCCUGUUCAAAAAAGUUAUUAUAUACUUGAGUAAAAACAGCUUACUGUGCAUCGAUGGAAAUAACUGUCUGCAUAAACUAAAAUCCUCGCAAAAGGACAAGGUACGGCAGUUCAUGUCCUUCACUCAAGCCGGGGAGAAGACCGCCGUAUACUGCCUCACUCAAAAUGACUGGAAACUAGAAGUGGCCACUGACAACUACUUUCAGAACCCAGACUUGUACCACAAGGAAUCCAUGAAAAGCUCAGUGGACCGGAAAAAGCUGGAGCAGCUCUACAAUCGAUAUAAAGAUCCUCAAGAUGAGAAUAAGAUUGGAAUUGAUGGAAUUCAACAGUUCUGUGAUGACCUCAAUUUGGAUCCAGCAAGCAUCAGUGUUCUGGUUGUGGCAUGGAAGUUUCGUGCGGCAACACAGUGCGAAUUCAGCAAGAAAGAGUUCAUUGAUGGCAUGACAGAGCUAGGGUGUGACAGUCCAGAGAAACUCCGAGCUCUUCUGCCCAGAUUAGAACAGGAUUUGAAAGAUGUUGGAAAGUUCAAAGAUUUCUAUCAAUUCACUUUCAACUUUGCCAAGAAUCCUGGACAAAAAGGUUUAGAUUUAGAGAUGGCAGUAGCUUAUUGGAACCUGGUGAUGGCGGGACGUUUUAAAUUCCUAGACCUCUGGAACAGAUUUUUAUUGGAGCACCAUAAGCGAUCAAUUCCCAAAGACACGUGGAACUUGCUUCUGGAUUUUGGCAACAUGAUUGCAGAUGACAUGUCAAACUACGAUGAAGAAGGUGAUAUCUUUUUUGUUCUAUCUUGUGAGCCAAGGCAGAAAAGCUGCCAUGAAAAUAUCAAAGCGCAUGUCUAUUUCAGUAUGAUCACUGCAUUUUUACAGGGUUCACAUGGUCAUGAAAAACCUGGAAAUAUCAGCUAAUUUUAAAUUAGUGCUUUCUAGGCCUGGAAGGUCCUGUUAAAGUCUUGGAAAUUUCUGUUUUGAAUAUACUUUUUUUUCUAGUUAUGCUUGGCUUUUGCUCUUCGUAAGUGCAAUCUCUAUAAAAAUUAUAUUUAAAAAUCCAUAUCCAGUAAUCAAAUAUGACUGGAAAAGUCAUGGAAACUUAUUGGUCAAAAGUUAGAGAAUCCAGUUUUUAGAGACAGGUGCUUGCUUAGUUAUAAAAUGGCAAGGCUUUGGAACACAAAGAAAGUAAAUAACUGCUUUCACACAGAGUAUGUUGACUUUUAAUUAUGUGACAUGUUUUUGUUUCAGGAGCUUGGCCUGUUCUCAUUGAUGACUUUGUGGAAUAUGCUCGGCCAAUUGUGACGGGAUCAAAGCGCAAAACUGUAUAAAAACGCUACUGCUGGGCGAGAACUUACGCCUUGUUCGCCUCUUUGACUUUGUAGUUUUUUUAAAGACUUGUAAGCAUAAUAAGAGAGAACUAAGAGAAACACUUGAAAAAAAACAAGCUUUGCAAAGGACGACAGGACAGAAAAGACAACUCAGACCUCCACACCACACAGGAAGGACAAGAGUGCGAGACUCAAACCAUCAAAUGCACAUGGCCAGCUAUUUGCACUGGCAACUUAAUUCUAACCUGAGACCCUUGGAGACCCUUUGGGUGGAUCACUUCGAACCUAGUACCUCAUCUCCAUUGCAACCAGUGUCACUCUAAGGCCAAGUCCCCAUUGCCUACCCACUCCUCACAGUCUGAAUUGUGAAAUAGUGUCAGAGUUCUCCAGUUUUUCUUUUAGACCAUGUACCCAUUUGUCCGGGUGUGUAUCUCAUGCAAGACUUGAGUGUGAUCAUGUCCACUUUUUAAGCCAGACAUUCAUGGGCAGCACAGCAUGCAGCUCACAACACCAGCACUAUUGUUACAGUUGUAAAAUGCUGUAUCUACUGCAGCAGUAUGUACAGAGAGAAAAUUAUUAUCAUUGAUGUUUCAUUUGAAAAAUGACAUAUGAGAGAAAAGCGUGAAAAAAAAAUAUAGACGCCUCCAUUCUAUGUUUUUGUGUGAAUUUAGGUCAAACGUGUCAUCUGCCCUGUUACAGAACUUGUAACAACACGGUUCAGUGUUACUCUCUUUUUUUUUGUUUACCAGAUUUAUGUUAAGAAAUAAAUUAUUGCCCUUUAUGUUCUUCUCAA
Messenger RNA from Myxocyprinus asiaticus (Chinese sucker), 2170 nucleotides. Its product is annotated as DCN1-like protein 2. The coding region runs from base 173 to 967 and encodes 264 amino acids. The record is from RefSeq and is a predicted model, not a curated record. Gene Ontology annotation, cellular component: ubiquitin ligase complex. The transcript has 6 exons. NCBI's taxonomy places the organism in Eukaryota, Metazoa, Chordata, Actinopteri, Cypriniformes, Catostomidae. Gene Ontology annotation, biological process: positive regulation of ubiquitin-protein transferase activity; protein neddylation. Gene Ontology annotation, molecular function: ubiquitin-like protein binding; cullin family protein binding; ubiquitin conjugating enzyme binding.